AAAUCCAAAUCUCCAUUUCUCACUAACUAGGGUUUGUUCUGCGCCGCGCUUUCUUCUUUGUUUCUUUCUCUCUAUCUCUAUUCACCAAAAAUGGCCGAACGUGGAGGCGGCGACCGCGGGGAUCGCGGCGGAUUCGGGCGUGGCUUCGGCGGUCGCGGGCGCGGCGGCGACAGGGGACGAGGCGGGCGACGAAGAGGCGGUGGCCGGCGCGAGGAGGAAGAGAAAUGGGUCCCAGUGACCAAAUUGGGUCGUCUUGUGAAAGAGGGAAGGAUCCGAAGCCUUGAGCAGAUCUAUUUACACUCUCUUCCAAUCAAAGAGUAUCAGAUUAUCGAUACCCUUGUGGGUCCCAGCCUCAAGGACGAGGUUAUGAAAAUCAUGCCGGUUCAGAAACAGACCCGGGCCGGUCAGCGAACCCGGUUCAAGGCUUUCGUUGUUGUCGGCGACGGAAACGGCCACGUGGGACUCGGCGUUAAGUGUAGCAAGGAGGUCGCCACCGCCAUCCGCGGCGCUAUUAUUCUUGCUAAGCUGUCCGUUAUUCCUGUCAGGAGAGGCUAUUGGGGUAAUAAGAUUGGGAAGCCUCACACCGUUCCAUGCAAAGUCACCGGAAAGUGUGGCUCCGUCACCGUCCGUAUGGUUCCGGCGCCUCGUGGUUCCGGAAUCGUUGCUGCUAGGGUGCCCAAGAAGGUUCUUCAGUUUGCGGGAAUUGAGGAUGUCUUCACUUCUUCCAGAGGAUCCACCAAGACCCUCGGCAAUUUCGUUAAGGCUACUUUUGAGUGUUUGCUGAAAACCUAUGGGUUCCUGACACCUGAAUUCUGGAAGGAGACUCGUUUCUCGAAGUCACCAUUCCAAGAGUAUACAGAUCUGUUGGCAAAACCCACAGGGAAGGCCCUGAUCUUGGAGGAAGAAAGGGUGGAGGCUUGAGUUACAAGUUUUGAUUUUAUGGGAUAUGCAAACAUUUUUUUUUUUUUAUCUUAAGCAUGUUAAGAACUAGUUCUUAUACAUUUUUCUGCUUCUGUGGUUUACUUUUGUUGAGGGGUGGGAUAUUUCUUUUUAUGCAUUUGGUUGUUUCAAACUUUUGAGUUUUAAUUUAAUGGAUAUUUGCUGAAUUCCAAAUAGCAAAGUUUUCUUCCUGAUUUAA
Messenger RNA from Gastrolobium bilobum, 1138 nucleotides. Its product is annotated as small ribosomal subunit protein uS5w-like. Gene Ontology annotation, biological process: translation. The transcript is spliced from 2 exons. Gene Ontology annotation, molecular function: RNA binding; structural constituent of ribosome. Bases 91 to 921 code for a protein of 276 amino acids. Gene Ontology annotation, cellular component: ribosome; cytosolic small ribosomal subunit. The record is from RefSeq and is a predicted model, not a curated record. NCBI's taxonomy places the organism in Eukaryota, Viridiplantae, Streptophyta, Magnoliopsida, Fabales, Fabaceae.